CCGGCGACCCCUUCAUCCAACGAGCAUAUCACCGAGCAAGAGGCGGUUGCUCGCAUGCAAGCACUCGCACCAGCGAGGACAAUGGUGAAUCCCGUCGCAAACGAAAAGUCCCGUAUCGGACGAGAGAUUGGUCUCCAUUUCUCCCACGCUUGAGCCAUCGGCUCAACGUCUUUGCCAGACCAAGACUCUCCGCCGGACAUGUUGUGCCGACUCGAUAUGGUUCUCCCUCGAAAGUGACAUAGUCUAGCCAUAAGACCUGCCCGACGUUGCAGUCGAAGUACGAGGGCUGUCAUCCCUCCCACCAACACAAACCUUGAGCAUAGCCAUGGCCAGCUCUACGAACAACGACACUGCUUCCUCGGGAGACAACAAAGGGGCUCGCCAGCCGCUCUUACUCCCCGGCCCAUCCACCUCUUGGCCCCCCCUUGAUCCCGUCUUCAAGGAGAUGCUGUAUGCGAUGGACGCCAGGGGGCUGGAGAUCAGCGACUUCUGCGACGUGCUGUACAAGGACGAAGAUCGUAUUUCGGCGAUGUUCGUCGGCCAUCUCCAGCCGUCGACGGAGGAAGUCCUCAAGAUUGCGGCACUCUUGGAGCUGCUUGGCGAUCGUCUCAACGCCAAAAUUACUGCGUACUGGCGGAAAGUGAAUGAGACUCUGCCUCGGGCUUAGCUCUUUUUUACGUCCAGCUCAAGAAAGUCGUGGCCCCUCCUCGCCCUGGCGCCUUGUCAUCGUAACGAGGCUCGCCUUUGCGGUCACCCUCAUCCUCGCCCUCAUGAUACGAUUCGUCCCAGUCUUUUCGAUCUUCUCGAUCU
Molecule: messenger RNA, 810 nt
Organism: Jaminaea rosea
Lineage: Eukaryota; Fungi; Basidiomycota; Exobasidiomycetes; Microstromatales
Exons: 2
Coding region: 326-667 (113 amino acids)
Source: RefSeq, a predicted model, not a curated record